CUGUGCUGUCAAACUGUCAAUGGCUAUUAUUUACAAUCACUUAAGAUAAUAUUAAUCAUAUUUAAAGUAAAUUGAUGAGAAAAUAACAGACGGAUAAAAAAACGAAUUCUUAAAAGAUGAAUUCUGCUACCCCAGGUGUGCCCCAGGUGCCGCUGCUGGACGACGACACCAUCGCCUUUGGGGAAGAAGACAAUGCCAACAAGCAAUUUGUACAUCCCUACAUAGUAUUCUUCCACCUCGUAUUCAGAAGCUCAGCGAUAGUGGUGUAUAUACUGUGCGGCUGGUUCUCCGACUCGUUCAUUGCAAGCUUUGUACUGGUGAUAUUACUGUUGUCAGCUGAUUUUUGGACUGUCAAAAAUAUUAGUGGUCGUCUCUUAGUUGGGCUGAGAUGGUGGAACUAUGUGGAUGAUGAUGGCAAAUCACAUUGGGUCUUUGAAUCACGGCAGAACCGAGUGAAUCGCAAUGAGAGCCGUUUAUUUUGGCUGGGUCUCAUCCUCUGCCCCUUGAUCUGGUCCGGCUUCUUCCUUAUCUGUCUCUUUGGACUUAAGUUUAAAUGGAUGUUGUUGGUGCUAAUAGCGCUGACCCUGACCGGCUCCAACCUGUAUGGAUACGUGAAGUGCAACUUUGGUGCCAAGGAGAACUUGCAGACGGCCACCAAGGACUUCUUAAAGCAGCAGCUGCUGCAGAACGCCACCUCCUUCAUGUUCUCCCAGCCUGCGCCCCCCACCACCGCCAACACCGGCGUCGUCUAAUCUAACUCAACAAAUGUUCUCUAUCAAUUAUGUCUAUUAUAGUCAAAAUAAAGUUAUCUAUUAAUAGUCAUUGUUUUAGGCAAUUUUAUAAA
Molecule: messenger RNA, 844 nt
Organism: Papilio machaon (common yellow swallowtail)
Lineage: Eukaryota; Metazoa; Arthropoda; Insecta; Lepidoptera; Papilionidae
Exons: 6
Coding region: 117-752 (211 amino acids)
Biological process (GO): vesicle-mediated transport; protein secretion
Cellular component (GO): Golgi membrane
Source: RefSeq, a predicted model, not a curated record